This is a messenger RNA of Apis laboriosa (Himalayan honeybee), 513 nucleotides long. RefSeq names its product venom serine protease inhibitor. The transcript is spliced from 3 exons. The coding region runs from base 76 to 369 and encodes 97 amino acids. The record is from RefSeq and is a predicted model, not a curated record. NCBI's taxonomy places the organism in Eukaryota, Metazoa, Arthropoda, Insecta, Hymenoptera, Apidae.
UUCGAAAACAUUAGAAUUUUGACAUUAGAAGUGGAAACAUUGUUCAGGAAACAGGAAACAAAAAAAAGAAUAAUCAUGUUUCGAUACAUUUCCGUCUAUGUUCUCGUUGCUAUAGUCAUUUAUAUCGAUGCGAAGGUUUUCCCAAUAUGCGGACAGAAUGAAAAACCGAACAUAUGCGGAGAAGGUAUCUGCCCACCAACUUGCUGUAAUCCAAAGAUGGAAUCGUGUUUCCUACUAGGUUUAGGACCUGUUUGCACAUGGUCUACGACAGGAGGUUGUCGAUGCGUUAACGGCACCGUUAGAAACGAAAAUAAUAAUUGUGUACCGCUUUCAGAAUGUCCACCUGAGAUUUGCUCUUCGAACGAAUAACGAACUUCAACGAUGUUAAUCUAUAUAUCUAUGUCUACAUCUAUAUCAGAAAAGUAGAAGAUAAAUAGAAGAUCCUUGUAUAGCCAUCAUUGUCCAUUGUAGAAAAUAAGUCUUGUGUCAAAUAAAGAGACUGUAAUAGCUGAA